Malassezia restricta is the source of this 1500-nucleotide messenger RNA. RefSeq lists its product as uncharacterized. The coding region runs from base 1 to 1500 and encodes 499 amino acids. The transcript has a single exon. NCBI's taxonomy places the organism in Eukaryota, Fungi, Basidiomycota, Malasseziomycetes, Malasseziales, Malasseziaceae. The record is from RefSeq and is a predicted model, not a curated record.
AUGGCGUUUCGUGCGCCUUGGACGGCUGUCGCCCGCGCACGGUCCCGCUGCUUUUCGACAUCGACAUGUCUACACAAAAGCAAGGUCUCGGCUCUAGAAUUUCAGCUGUCGACCAAGGAUGCAGUGUAUCGAGCGCGCCUUGCUGCCCUGGAGCAGUUGCUGCCUUCGAUUAAGGGUCGAUGGGGCGGCGUCUCUUUUGCUGUCAUGCAAGCUCUGGGCCUCGGAUGGCUCACAGAUUCAGAAGAGUCCUUGAUGCGUUUCGUCCGUGCGCGAGCUACGUAUGUUCCGCGCUGGGUGAUCGAUGCUAUAUGUCACGUCCCUUGCCGAGGCGAACAAGGCACGGCCAAGGCAUCGUUUAUCACGACCAACUCGACACUUCCUGGAAAUGGAUGGCGGCCCUUAGACACGCUGCCUCUUUCUCCCCCACCACCACGUACAUCGUCGUCUCCUCCUCCGUCGCAGGCUAUCAUCACGCCUCAUGACGAGCCUAUGACAUACACGGCCUUUUCGCCCGAGCGCCACUUGCAUCCUGAUGUGGAUAUCCCAGAUGGCAUUUCUGUGAUUCCCUUUAACCUAUCUCCGAUGUCGCUUCUGGCGCUGGGUCCUUCAGCGGACUUGUCGACAUCUAUGAUCAAUAUGAUAUCCAAGGACCCGAUCUGGCACACAGACAAGCGCUUCACUAUCUUGCCCGGCGUGGAAGUGCAAUUGGCCACGGUAAAUACGAACGAGCCUGAAACUGACCGUGCUAUGUUGCGCAUGAACUUGGACAAGAUCGACGUGGACAUGCUGGCAUGCUACCCUGUCCUGCUCCCUAUCCAUCUGAUCGAGUUUCAAUACGAUGCCCAUGGCCAGCAGGAUUUGCGGGCAACGGUGGCGCUGGGUGCAUGGGAUCCAUACCUUAUUACGUAUGCGCUACGUACCGAGGAUCCCGAUGUGUGGCGCUCCAAGCUGACCCCCUCGUUCCUCGACCUGGACAUGGUGGACUUUGAUCCGCGAGUACCCGUGGCGCCGUCGGUGCUGGAUCCUCUUGCGAAGGACGAAGCGGACGCGGCUGAUAUUCGCAUCAUUGACUUUUUGACCAAGCAGUCGCACUUGAAGGGUGCGUUUGAGCAGCACGCGAAAAUGUGCCUGGAAAAGGCUGACUGGUCGGCUUGUGAGGCAUGGGAGCGCCAGCAUGCGGACGCGGACUCUCACGAGGCUCGGAGUGGUGUCGGACGUCAUAUUGCAUGGAGCAGCACGCACAUUCGGCCGUACUACGAGGACAUGGAGGUGAAUCGUCGGUACGCUGCGCUGUCUUCGGAGGCGGCGCUUUGGACGCACCUGUACAAGGGUGUUGAAAACGACCGAAGCAGGGGCGUGGAUGUGUCCCGCGUCGAAAUGCUGCAGGAUGGCGAGUCGGUGACUGGUGAGGAAGCCAUUGAGCUGAUCCGCAAGCGACUCGCGGAAGCUCAGGUCAAGCGGCUGGCGUCCAAGCCCGAUUGGCUCAGGGAACGCACGUAG